Messenger RNA from Lachancea thermotolerans CBS 6340, 1188 nucleotides. RefSeq names its product Rei1p (gene REI1). Gene Ontology annotation, biological process: ribosomal large subunit biogenesis. NCBI's taxonomy places the organism in Eukaryota, Fungi, Ascomycota, Saccharomycetes, Saccharomycetales, Saccharomycetaceae. The transcript has a single exon. The record is from RefSeq and is a predicted model, not a curated record. The coding region runs from base 1 to 1188 and encodes 395 amino acids. Gene Ontology annotation, cellular component: preribosome, large subunit precursor.
AUGUCAUCUUUUACCUGUAAUUCAUGCGGCCUCCAGUUCUCCGCGAUAGGAGGUCAGAGAGAGCAUAUGAAGACCGACUGGCAUAGUUACAAUCUUAAGAGAAGAGUUGCACAACUGCCUCCGAUCAAUGAAGCCACUUUCAACGCAAAGGUUAAGGCCUUUGCGGAACAAGACUCCGAACCCGAGAAACAAAAGCAGAUGACCAAAAAGGAAGCCAGGAGGCGCGAGAAAGAAGCGCUCCUCGCCAAGAAGAAAGCGCUGCUGGAACAGGCUAGAGAGAGUAUUUUGAACAACAUGCAGAAGGAGGGAAAUGAGGCCUCCGAGAGUGGACCUAGCGAGCAGGCCGUCGAGGCUCCACAGAAGGAGGGCGAGCAAGAAGCCAGCGAGGCCCCUGAUUCGACAUUGACACCCGAUCAGCUUGCCGAACAACUCAUGCAACAAAAGCUCGAAAACAAGGUCGACAUUCCACUCAAUGUUUGUCUGUUCUGCACUCGCAAGCGUGAGUUUGCGGAUCUCGACUCGAACCUCGACCACAUGUUCAAGAACCACGGCUUCUAUAUCCCUGAACAAAAGUACCUAGUGGACAAAGCAGGGCUUGUGAAAUAUAUGUCCGAAAAAAUCGGCUUGGGUAACGUCUGCCUUGUCUGCAGCUAUCAAGGAAGAUCCUUGGAGGCUGUACGUGCUCACAUGCUGUCCAAGAGUCACUGCCGUGUCCCUUACGAGUUGGAGGAUGAGAGACUCGAAAUCUCAGAAUUCUACGAUUUCUCUGGCACCUAUGGCGACCAAGAGACCCCUGUGGUCAGGGCCGAGGCUGCCGGUGAGGACGGAGAAUGGGAAGACGUUGAUUCUGAAGAGGACGGCGAGCAAGCCAGCGAUGAGGACCUACCACAGGAUUAUAUUUACAACGACGGUGUAGAGCUGCACUUACCUACAGGUGUCAAGGUGGGCCACAGAUCUCUUCAGAAAUACUACAGACAGAAUCUGAAACCAGAGUCUGUACUUACAGAGGGUCAGGGCACACUUAUUGCAGCAGAGACCAGACACUUUGCCACCGUUUUCGACCCUAAGCAGGUCGCUACACAGAAAAGGGUCUGGCAGGCAGAGGUUAAGGACAAGAAGAGAGAUGAUAAAAGAGCUGCCAAGUUUGUCAACAACCAGCCCCACUACAGGGACCAGCUCCUACAGUAA